Oryzias melastigma (Indian medaka) is the source of this 544-nucleotide messenger RNA. Its product is annotated as histone H2B 1/2. Gene Ontology annotation, cellular component: nucleosome. Bases 39 to 413 code for a protein of 124 amino acids. The transcript has a single exon. The record is from RefSeq and is a predicted model, not a curated record. NCBI's taxonomy places the organism in Eukaryota, Metazoa, Chordata, Actinopteri, Beloniformes, Adrianichthyidae. Gene Ontology annotation, molecular function: protein heterodimerization activity; DNA binding; structural constituent of chromatin.
CCUUCCAUCAUUCUCUGUUGAGAAAUUAGAGAGGAAUCAUGCCUGAACCCGCCAAGUCCGCGCCCAAGAAGGGCUCCAAGAAAGCCGUCACCAAGACCGCCGGCAAAGGAGGCAAGAAGAAGAGAAAGACCAGGAAGGAGAGCUACGCCAUCUACGUCUACAAGGUGCUUAAGCAGGUCCACCCCGACACCGGCAUCUCCUCCAAGGCCAUGAGCAUCAUGAACUCCUUCGUCAACGACAUCUUCGAGCGCAUCGCCUCCGAGGCUUCUCGUCUGGCUCACUACAACAAGCGCUCCACCAUCACCUCCAGGGAGAUCCAGACCGCUGUGCGCCUCCUGCUGCCCGGAGAGCUGGCCAAGCACGCCGUGUCUGAGGGCACCAAGGCCGUCACCAAGUACACCAGCUCCAAGUAAAAAGGACUGCUGUCAACAAACUAACCCAACGGCUCUUUUAAGAGCCACCCACAUGAUCUGAAGAGCUUAUAUUCCUUAUAUUAGGUCUAAAUGUUCUCUUUUCUGUGUGGUAUUAAAGUCGAAUGAUGAUG